GUUGUGGUCAAGCUUGUCAAUGAUUCCUACGGUGAAGAAGUACAUCAAUUGCUGGCUCGCCACAACCUUGCGCCUGCCCUCUAUGGGUAUGCACGUCCCGAAGGUGCUCCCGCUGCCUACGUCAUGGAGUACUUGGAUGAGAAUUGGAGAUCCUUAUUCGACUUGUUGAGACGCGAUUCAUCCCGUCCGUUCCAUCAAGCUAUCUACGCCUCAUUGCAACGUGCUCUCGAUUUGCUCAAGGAAGAGAAUCUCGUACAUGGUGACCUUAGGUCGAACAACAUCAUGGUGAGGAUCACGGAUGGAGAACCGCAGAUCAAGAUCAUCGACUAUGAUUGGGCGGGUAAAGCCGGUCAGGUACGCUAUCCUGCAGCGCGCAAUGAGUCACUCGAUUGG
Laetiporus sulphureus 93-53 is the source of this 393-nucleotide messenger RNA. RefSeq lists its product as uncharacterized. Lineage: Eukaryota; Fungi; Basidiomycota; Agaricomycetes; Polyporales; Laetiporaceae. The record is from RefSeq and is a predicted model, not a curated record. The transcript has a single exon. Gene Ontology annotation, biological process: protein phosphorylation. Gene Ontology annotation, molecular function: ATP binding; protein kinase activity. The annotation marks the transcript as partial.